CUUUUGACCAUAAAUACAUACACGGAGCAGUUGGCCCGCUCUGUGUUUUGAACACGUCCCCAGUCCCCAGGUGGCCACUCACUGCAGAUCCAUAGGCACCAUGAGUGGUCAUCUAGAUGCUUCUGCCCUGGCCAACCCCCUUCCCUGUAGCCCCCAUCUCUGGCUCUUCUUUCUUGUCUGGCUCCUUGCCUUCUCGCUCCUCAGUGUUUUCCCACCUUCCCCUCUACGUCCUCUCCUGCGAUUGAUCUGAAGUUCCAUUUCUCAGUGGGGAGGGUGCCCUUUGUCUGGCUCAAGCUCUCUCUGGAACUCUGCCUCUCAGUCUUUUGCCAGAAGGGUACCUGCUAGCACACGCCGGUCAGGACCUGUCUGUCCGUCCGUGAUCCUGAGGGUGGGGACUCACCAAACCCAGAUGUCUGUCAGCUGAUGGUGCCUCAGGGUGGUGGGAAUAUGAUACGCAUUUCCUUAUGACCUUACAGUUAAUAUAAAUGUGACAGCAUUCUUGUAUGUCCCUAAAGAAAUAUGUUGUCACGGACACAGGCGAUUUGUUGUCUACACUUCUUCACAGCAUUCCUCCAGCUGCUCAAACUUUUAAGGCUUUCUCUGCAGAGGUUUCCUGGGAAUACAGCAUGCCUCAGAACUCCUAGGGAUUAUCGAGAAAAGGUCAAUUGGAUUCCAGGUCACUGCCCUUCACAGACGCAUAGAAUCCAUUGUAGAGGUGGCCGCUGUGUGCGGGGUGAACAUCAUCUGUUUCCAGGAAGCAUGGACUAUGCCCUUUGCCUUCUGUACGAGAGAGAAGCUUCCUUGGACGGAGUUUGCUGAGUCAGCAGAGGACGGACCCACCAGCAGAUUCUGUCAGAAGCUGGCAAAGAAGCACAACAUGGUGGUGGUAUCUCCUAUCCUGGAACGAGACAGAGAGCACGGGGACGUUCUGUGGAACACAGCCGUGGUGAUCUCCAAUUCCGGAGCAGUCCUGGGAAAGACCAGGAAAAACCACAUCCCCAGAGUGGGCGACUUCAACGAGUCAACUUACUACAUGGAAGGAAACCUCGGACACCCCGUGUUCCAGACUCAGUUCGGGAGGAUUGCGGUGAACAUCUGCUACGGGCGGCACCACCCUCUCAACUGGCUCAUGUACAGCAUCAACGGGGCUGAGAUCAUCUUCAACCCCUCAGCCACCAUUGGAGCACUCAGUGAGUCCCUGUGGCCAGUUGAGGCCAGAAAUGCAGCCAUUGCAAAUCACUGCUUCACCUGUGCCAUCAACCGAGUGGGCAAGCAGAUUAUAAACUCCGCAGAGACAGUCAGGGUUUUUACCUUGCCUGUCAAAUUCCCUGCUGGCCGCCUGUGUUGGCCCAGUGCUGGCGACUCAGCGGGGAAAUUUCAUAAGUACUUGUUGAUUGCCCAGCGAGUACAGGCCAUUCCUUCUCUCCCUGUAACUUGCUUCCCUGAGUCCUCCUCAGCCGGACUUCGCGCUGCUCACCAGGACUUUGGCUACUUUUACGGCUCGAGCUACGUGGCAGCCCCGGAUAGCAGCCGCACCCCCGGGCUCUCCCGCACCCGGGAUGGGCUGCUGGUUGCUGAGCUCGACCUGAACCUCUGCCGGCAGGUGAAUGACAUCUGGAACUUCAAGAUGACCGGCAGAUAUGAGAUGUACGCUCAGGAGCUCACCGAAGCCGUCAAACCCAACUACAGCCCCAAUGUCGUGAAAGAGUAGCUGGAUUUUAGCCCCUGCCCGCCAAGGAGGGCACCUCUGCCCCUGGCAGAUCAGCAAGUACAGCAGGCUUUACACGCCCAAGUUCUCCCUGAUGAUGUCCUGAUAACACUGUUGGUUUAAAAAUGUUCCAGGCCGGGAGGGUAGAUUGAAGAGUAACUGCAGCGGGUAUGAGGUUUCCUUCCUGGCUGACGAAAUGUUUUGGGCCUACACAGAAGUGAUGGUUACACAACACUGUGAAAGUACCCAUGUGAAAUGCCACUGAAUUGCAUGCUUUAAAAUGGCUAAGUCCAUGUCAUGUGAAUUUUACCGCCAUUUAAAAAAAAAAAAUCUCAGGCACUGAUGGUGCAGGUGGAUUUGCAGUUAGACACACAGGAUGCCCUAGUCCUGAGGUUCGUCUCUUCCUCUGUUUAGACCGUCGGCAACCUGAGGGUAGGGGAGGGAGCGUCUGUGCAAGUAGGGGAAGCUGAGGCUGAUCCAGUCAUUAAGCUACUGGGUGGCUGUGGGCAAGGGAGACAGUCACUGGAUAUGUCAACAUGGCUGCUGUCCCCACAUAUUCAAUCAGACGCUAAUCUGGGUGUUGCUAUGAAGGUAUUUUGUAGAUGUGAUUAAAGUCCAUAACCAGUCAACUAAGCAAGUGAGAUUAUUCUAGAUAAUCCAGGUAGGCCUGAUUCAGUCAGUCAAAAGGCCCCCAGGAGGAGAGCUGAGGCUUCCCUGAUGAAGAAGAAAUUUUGCCUGUGGAUAGCAACUUCCCCCACCCCUAUGUGCCUGAGAGAUCCCAUUUGUUUUUCCUGACCACCUGCCCUACAGAUUUCAGACUUGUCUCUCCAGCCCCCACAAUCACUUAAAUCAAUGCCUUGCAAUAAAUCUCUUAA
This is a messenger RNA of Callorhinus ursinus (northern fur seal), 2583 nucleotides long. NCBI's taxonomy places the organism in Eukaryota, Metazoa, Chordata, Mammalia, Carnivora, Otariidae. The record is from RefSeq and is a predicted model, not a curated record.